UGACAAGCAGCGGACGACCGUCGCCCGUUCCGUUUGCCCGUUAGAUCAGAUCCCCGCCGUGAGAUCUGUCCCACAACAUCCACCCCCCACCCCCAAGCAUACCCACAAAUAACGUUGUCGUCUUCUCGCGAAUUUAUCAUUGUUUUUUUUUUUUUGUUGUACCCCAAUCAUUGACCCUCCACCGUCGAAAACGAAAAGCGAACGCGCAUAACGGAAGUAAACAAUCCUUUGUGAAGUGCAAAAUAUUUCUUCGAAUUUUUUUCAAGUGAGAGAUUUUCCCAAGGAUAAUCAAACAACAUCAUCAUCGUCAUCGUCAGCAUCUGGGCAGCGCUAUACCCACUGGCAAAUGAUGCUGCUACGUUUGACCCUGCUGGCGACGCUCUGCCUCUGCGCCGCCCAGGCAGUGCUCAAUGGCAAGGAGCUGAAGCGCCGCGAGGCAGGCUUUGACACAUACGGGCCACCGCCCCGACCGGCACCACAGUACGGACCACCGCCCCAGCAGCAGCAGCAGCUGCAGCAUGCGCCCCAUCGCGAGUACGGAGUGCCGCAGCAGAUACCCUUCCGGGAGUACGGACCCCCGGCCCUCAAGUACGGACCUCCGAAGCUCAAUUUCCUGGGCGGAGGCGGCGGCGGCGGUGGCUCUGGACCAUUGGGCGGUCUGCAUGAGCAGAUCAAGACUCAUUUCGGUGUGCCCAAACCGUUCUAUGGACCACCGCACAUACAGCAUAAGCCGGCACCACAGUACGGACCACCAAAGCAGCAGUACGGCCCACCGCCACCACAGCCCGCGCCGCAGUACGGCCCACCGCCACCACAGCCCGCGCCGCAGUACGGCCCACCGCUGAAGAUUCAGCACCGCCCAGCGCCGCAGUACGGCCCCCCGAAACCACAGUACGGACCACCGCCGCCACAGCACCUGCCGUCGCCGCAUUCGGCGCCGCUGUUCAAGCCCGCCCAUCAGCCGGCCAGCUCGUACGGACCACCCGCCUCGGGGCCGUUGAAUCUGCCGCCUAAGCCACACUACGAUGCGCCGCCACCAAAUUAUGGACCCCCACCGCUGCCCAUCUCGCUGCCGGGGCCACAGCCAGCGAGCUUUAAUCGCGGGCCAGAGACGACGAUCAUUCUGACAUCCGGCGGAGGUGGACACGGACAGGGACACGGACAGGGACACGGACACGGACACGGACAGGGACUGGGACUGGGACCCAGUGGACCGCAGCAGGUGCAGAUCCAAAUUGAUGCCACCGGGCACACACACAGUGUGAGCGGCUCCCAGGCGCCCUUCCACACGGCCUGCGAUGGCUGGAAGCCGAUUCCGGCACCGAUUGGCGCCUACGUCGAACAGAAUCACAUCGAGACGCAGGGCGGCUACAGCCACGUGGCCCAGGGACAUGGCACUGCAUUCGGCACUCAGUACAGUGCAGGCAGUGCAGGUGGAGGCGGAGGCCUGAGUGUGGGUGCCACUGGAGGCAGCAUCAUUGAUGGCCUGUCCGAUGAGCAGUUGGUGGCUGUGGCCCUGCAGGGCGGCGACGAUGGCGGCAAUCUAAUCACAGGACCUGGCGCCGGCCACUUGAACUCCAUCGAAUCGGAAGCUCUGCAGCUGUCCAUUGGCAACCUGGAUGAUUCGUACUCGAAGCCGCCGUCGGACUCCUUUGCCCCUGGAUCUGUGCAUGGCCAGAAGUAUCAGACAAUUGGCUCCGGUCUGCCGCCACCACCGCCACCCAAUGGCAACUAUGGGCCGCCGCCACCAGCACCGCCCAGCGGCAACUACGGACCACCGCAAAGCGGCAACUUCGGACCUCCACCACCGCCCAGCGGCAACUACGGGCCACCGCCCAGCGGCAACUACGGGCCACCGCCCAGCGGCAACUUCGGGCCACCGCCGCCACAAUUUGCGGCACUGACUAGCAGCAGCCAGUCGAACAGCCACCAGUCCCAGUCGCACUCGCAGUCGCACUCCCACUCCAAUGUGAACAUCCAGUACGGUCCGCCGUCGGGCAACCCACAGCCAUUCCCUCAGCAUGGCGCCGGGCAGCCGAACAAACCGGUGGCCUAUCGCCCGCCUGUGCCCGCUGGCCUGCUGGAGUCGAUCGGCGCCACUGUGCAGCACUUGGAUCAGUUCGGCGUGAAGCCCGCGCAGCAGCCGCAGACGUAUAUACCCCCAGCCGCCAAUGAGCUGCCGGUGAGCGGCGGUGGUGCACCACUGCCCGCACCACAGGCCUUGUACCAGCCACCGCCACCACCACCACAGCAGCAGCUGCCACAGCCACAGGCAGGACCCGCCUUCAUACACCAAAAGCCAGGAGCACUGCAGCAAUAUGGACCACCGGGACCGCCACCACCGCCAGAGCCACAGUAUCUGCCGCCGCCAGCGCCAGUGGCGAAUGUGCGUCCACUGGGACCACCACCGCCGGCGCCAUCGCAGCAGUAUCUGCCACCACAGUUCUUCCAGCAGCAGCAGCAGCAACAGCAGCACCACCAGCAGCACCACCAGCAGCAGCACUCUGAGAACAGCUACAGUGCCUCGCAGUACCAGCAGCAGUUUGUCCACAACCAGGGACUGCCACUGUCACAGCAGGCGCCGCGUUUCAAUCAGAUCCCCCAGCAGCAGCAGCAACAGCAGCAGCAGCAGCAACAGCCCAUCAUUGUCCACGAUUGCGGACAUGGACCCAAUCUAGUGAGCAGCAAUGGCUACCAGGUGCAGCAACAGCAGCAGCAGCAACAGAUUCAGCAACAAUUUGGCAGCAUCUCGGCGGCAUCUGCGGGCGCAUACAACGCCAUCGCCCAGAGCAUUCCCGUGGCCGAGCAGCAUACACAGUUCCUGACGGGUCCCGCCGACAGCUACGGACCACCGCCAUCGGGCAAUGACUUGGACUACGAUCAUGCGGGCUAUGCCUCGCAGAAGAACUCGGUGGCGGCAUUGCCCGAUGGCACGGAUCCCCAGCAGCUGCCCGGCUUGGAUGGCCUCGAUGUGAUCUCCGCACAGAAAUCGCAGAGCAUUCAGCUGGGCUCCGGUCAGCCGCAGCCCCAGCAGAAUUUCCAGGUGCAGUUUGGUGGCUCCCUGAGCCAGGCAGGCGGCCACGGUAACGGCCCCCAGGGCAAUGACGUUGGCGAGCAGGGUGCCAAUCACGAGGAGAUCCUUUCGCAGGGUCUGCUUCAGUCCAUUCUGACGGCCAUCGAGCAGCCGCAGCAGCAGCAGCAGCAAUCGCUGCCACAGAACCACAAGGCGCAGAGUCGUUCCGAUUUGGAUCACGAUCAGGAGGAGAUUGAGGCAGAGGAUGAUGCCAUGGAUGUGGGUGAGGAGGAGCAGCACGAGCAUCAGGGUGGAUCGGCCUCCAAUCGAGUGGAGGUGCGCGUUCUGCCCGACGCUGAUGCCCAGGAGGAGGAGGUGCCCGCUGAGGUCAAGGAGAUCGAGCCGAUUGUGGCCGCCGAUCUGCCCGAGGAGGAGGCCAAGCACUAGAAGAGUCCGAUCUGCAUGGGAUCGGAACGAGUCAGUCACUAGUUAUCAUCGUUAUCCAAUCCCCAAAUCAUCCCGCGCCGCUUGAAUCUUAUUUAUUGCUGCCUCAUCCCAUUUCUAGCAUUUCCAUUCUAUUAAUACUCUUUAAGCCCACUCGUUGCAUGAACUCGUUGCAAGCACUAGAUGCAACGAGUGCCAUUCGCACACUCUUUCAUUCCCACUCCGCAAGCACUCGUUGCAAUCCACUCGCUCUGUGCACCCCACUCGCUGAUCCCACUCGCUGCAACUACCCAUCCAUUCCCUCCCUUGAACACGGACCAGUUGCCAUAAAGAGACAGAGACAGAG
This is a messenger RNA of Drosophila obscura, 3803 nucleotides long. RefSeq names its product trithorax group protein osa. The record is from RefSeq and is a predicted model, not a curated record. The transcript is spliced from 3 exons. The coding region runs from base 347 to 3460 and encodes 1037 amino acids. Lineage: Eukaryota; Metazoa; Arthropoda; Insecta; Diptera; Drosophilidae.